AUGCGCGCCAAGCUCGCCGUGCUCGCCACCGGCGCCCCUCCGCCACCACGGCCGCCCCACCCCUCGCGGCACCAGCGGCACAUCCCGCGCCGUCGGUCUUUCAAGCCACCCCAUUCUCUGCUCGACGGCGGACAGCCGUCGCCCCCGGUCCCCGCUUCGAGGAGGCGCGCCUGGCCGGCCGUCUCGGCAGCGCUCUUCGGUGAGGGGUUCCUCCUAGGCCCGCUCCUCGACGGAAUCCACUCCCGCGUCGGCCUCCAGGUGUACGGAAACGGCGCCCUCGACGCCGGCCCUCUUCACACCCACAUCCUGGUGCCGCCCCUGCUCGGCGCGUUCUACCUCACCGUCGGCCUUCUCCACCUGUUCUUGGACCAGAGGGCGCCCCCAAGAUCCAAGGCCACCGGGACCGCGCGGAAGACGGCGACGUCGCUACUUGUUCUUGCUCUGUUCAUCGAGCUGAGCGCGGAGCUGUACAGAGCAGGGGUGUCCAACAACUUGGAGGCCUACAUCCUGUUCGCCGCCGCCGAGUUCGUGUGGGUGUUCCUCGAUGGCUCCUGGCUGGGCUUCGCCAUCGCCUGUCUCGUCGGCACAGUCUGCCCACUCGCCGAGAUCCCAUUGAUCAAAUUACUUGGGUGCUGGAGCUAUCCGAACGCCGACGUCCACCUGCUCGGCGAGGGGCUGGUGAGCUGGACGACGACGUGCUACUUCGUCUACACCCCGUUCCUGGCGAACCUGGCGAGGUGGCUCGAUUCACGGCUGGCAACCAACGACGGCAGCGCGCAGGGAGAGACGACGAAGCAGCUCGGUCUUGACACCGGGAUCAGCAGCACGCUCAUGACCUGCUCCGUUCACCUGCACUGCAUGAUUCCAGACUGA
Messenger RNA from Miscanthus lutarioriparius, 873 nucleotides. The record is from the annotation of a GenBank genome assembly. NCBI's taxonomy places the organism in Eukaryota, Viridiplantae, Streptophyta, Magnoliopsida, Poales, Poaceae.